Spathaspora passalidarum NRRL Y-27907 is the source of this 8132-nucleotide messenger RNA. RefSeq names its product Blm3p (gene BLM3). Gene Ontology annotation, biological process: proteasomal ubiquitin-independent protein catabolic process. The coding region runs from base 1 to 6519 and encodes 2172 amino acids. Gene Ontology annotation, molecular function: peptidase activator activity; proteasome binding. The transcript has 2 exons. NCBI's taxonomy places the organism in Eukaryota, Fungi, Ascomycota, Pichiomycetes, Serinales, Debaryomycetaceae. Gene Ontology annotation, cellular component: cytosol; nucleus. The record is from RefSeq and is a predicted model, not a curated record.
AUGCCACCUCCAGAUAAGCCAUCUACAAACCUACCAGGGAAGCAACCUGCUGUAGGCAAUGGACAACAGGGAAAUUCAGUACCUAAAGUGAAUGUCACUGCGCCAAUUCCAAUCAAAAGUCUUCACCAACAUCACAAUCAAUUACAGCAACACAUUGAAGGAUUAAUUACUCCUCCUACAAGAGUAGCUUCACUGUUUCAGAUUCGUCAGCAUGCAUUUGACAGUGAAACAACCUUGCGGUCAUUCACCCCAUCUACAAUAAGUAAAGUUACCAAGCUGACAGCAAGAAGACCUUCAUACGGUACAAUUGUUUCCGAUAGAGAACAUUAUUUCAAUUUAGACUACCCCAAUGACCCAGAGUUGUUGCUGAAGUUGCAAUUGGAUCCCAAGUCCCGUUAUUUCGCUCGUUCAAGACCAAGGACUUUAGAUUUACCAAGUUUAUUACCUUAUAAGAUUGAAAAACCAGAAGAGCAAGCCAAAUUUUUGAGUCAUAUUAUAUCCCACCUCUACAUUGCCAUCAAGACUUUAGAUCUUCAGGGUUCGUUGAGCGUUAGUGCUAAAGACUUGGCUGCUUUGAAAAAUGUCUCCGGUAUUUCCGAUGUUGAUUUAGCAUUGGAGACAAAUUUGUUUGAAAUGUCCACUCAUGAUGCUAGUGAGGAGGAAGAUUUUUCAGAAAUGGAUUUGGAGACUUCUGAUAGUGAAGGAGAAGAAGAUGAUGAAGAGGAAGAAGGCGAAGAUGAGGAUAUGGAUGGUGACAGGGAAACAACCAUCCAGCACAAGAAAUCACCCAAGUCUGCUGCUGUAGUUGGUGUUAGAACUUGGACCCAUGAAUUGUUGGUUUGGCUCAAGAUGAAAUACAAUAUGCCUGUCACAAUAAGAAUCAAUCUUGCUAAAGUGUACUAUGCCAUUUGCCUUUCGCGUGGUCAACAUAUAAACCUCAAGACUUAUGUUCGUGUUUUUGAAUUACUAACCAAAGAGCAAUCCCUCUUGUAUAAUCAAGGAUUAAGAUUACCAUGGGAUGGCUUAUGCAAAGAAUUGGAACAUCAUUUCCCCUCAGUUGAUUCUGGAUUAGUUGCAUUUGAAAAGAAAGAUCACAAGCAAUUAUUACGGUUGGCAUCCAGAGCAAGCUAUUUCUUUGAGAAAGACUGUCUACCAGUUAUUUACAAGCGAUUAGCAAGUCAAUUCUCAGUUACUAAUUCAUCAAUGGUUAUGUCAUCUUUGUCUAUCCUUCCAUCAUUUUUUACUAGCCAAGGAAAGGAAAAUGAAAACGAUAUCCGAUAUUACAUCCAGUCUUUGUUUUACAUGUGGUUAAAACUUAAUAGAAUCCAAGGAUUUGAUGCUCAAGUAACUUCAAGAUUAGGUGUAAUUUCCAUGUCGGUAUUGUCCCAUUUGAAUGAUAAUCCUUCAUCUAUGAAUUAUCUUAAGUUGGGAAAAUUUGGUCUUUACACUGAAGAACAAAUGGAGUUUAUAACAAAUACCUUGAUUAACAGUUUAAGUAUCAUGGUUGAGAAAUAUUCAUCUAUGAAAUCAAAGUAUUUCCAUGGAUUUGCUUCAAUGAUUAUAUUUUCAAUGAUUGGAGAUUCAGCUUUGGAAGAUGGUGGAAUUCUUUACUAUUUAAGAACCUUGACCAAUGCAAUUCAAAGUUAUAUUCAUCCUUCCAAUACUGGUGAUUGGACAAGACCAAUUUCAAAAUUAAUCAUUGCACUAGUUUAUCAAUUCCACAAGAGGUAUAAUUCAGAAACUCAACCUGAUGGAUUUUAUUAUAAUAUUCCUCAAGAAGUUAAGCUUUCGUCAAAAGUGGUUAAGGAAUUCGUGGCUAUAUUUUUACCAAUUGUUAAGAUUGGGAUUCAAUCGAAAAAGACAAAUGCAACUGAAGAUUAUCUUUCAACAUUACAACUUUUAGCAUUUUUGGAUCCAGAAGUGGUUCUUGAGAGCACAUUGUUGGAUAUUUAUGAAUCAUUGGAAGGUGUUAUUUCAACCCAUAGAGUGUCGAUUGCUCUUAGAUCAAUUGACACGUUAUCAAGAUUCUUGGUUUCUACUCCAAUCUAUCGUGUACAUGUCACAAGAUUAUUAUCAUUGGCAUUACCAGGUAUUGACUCAAACGAUUUAGAAAAGACUAUUCAAACAUUAGAAGCAUUUGCUGCCAUUGCUAAUUACGCUCCAUAUUAUGAUUUAACCAAAGCUGAAGGUGAUCCCACUUUGGCUAUGGAGUUCACUCAAGACCAUAUUGAAUAUCUCAAGAGGAAAAUGUAUCAAGUUGACGAAGAAGAAUUCCAUGUUGAUCCCGAACUUGAAGUUGCUGCUUUGAAAUCUUCCACUACAGCAUUCAAGGAUUUGUUCAAGAGCUUGACGGAAAGAUUGACGUUAUUGAUUGAGAAUUUACCCGAUCCUAAUAAAUCCAGUGGAUUGGAACACGAUUUGGCUACUUCAUUGCCCAAGUUCUUUUAUAUUUUAUUUGAAGCUAUGUCUGACGAUUUAUUUAUCCAUUUCAAGAAUGAAUUCUUUGACUUUGUGUUUAAUAAUACCUAUCAUACCAUGUCCCAUGUUGUUGGUGAAAUAUGCGGUGGUAUAAUUAAACGAUACCCAAAAUGUUUUAAGAAAACUGCCAGGUUAUUAAUUGAGAAGAUCCAUCAGGAGAUCGAAGAAAAUGGUGCUGGUGGAACUGCAAGAGGUGACGGAGCUGCUAGUGACAUCGUUCCUCGUGAUCAACCGUUGUAUUGGACAUUAUCUAUCUUGAAUGAAUGUAUUGGGAAUGCUGGGGAGAAGAUUGUUGAUAUGUCAACUGAGUUAACUGAUUUAUCAUACUACUUGAUGGAAAAUAUCAAAGGACCUAUUGUAUUCACCAGUGCUUAUCUUGUUAAUCAAAUUCUUCAAUCAGUUUCCAAGAUUAGGAUUACAGAGUGUCGAUUGAUUUCACCACAGUAUGAAGAGAAAUUUGGUGUUGAUGAGAAAUGUUGGGGAGGCUUUUGGAAUGAUUCUCGUAGAUUCAACAAGGAGAAUACUACAUUUGAUUGGUUUAUUCCUACUGAACGAGAAAUUGUAUUUGCAGUUGAAUUUUUUAAUGGACACGUUACUAAAACUUUGGAAAAUAUUACAAGCUUAAUCAAGCAAUUCAAUAAGGACGAUGUGAAAUUAUCUAUGAAAUUAACUGACGAUUUAAGAAAAAAUUUGCUAUAUUUGGCUUACUUAUUGAGUGGGGUAUCAUACUUAUUAGAUCCUUCAUUUGAAGAAGAUAUUCCAAAAUUAAGUGCUGACAAAGAAUCGAUUCAACAACACCAUCAACCCGAUCAUCAUGAUCUUGAUCACGAUAAAGAAAUGGACGACGGUCGUACUUCGAAACCGUCAACCCCUGACCAUUUAGCAUUUAGAUUCUCGAGUCAUUUGAAUGAACUUAGUCGACCACAAUCCACCGCACCCACUUAUGAAGGUUCAGGAAGGGAUACUCCACAGAUUGAUGGAAUCAACAUGUCUAGUGUGAACCCAGCUAUCACAUUCAGAGAAAGAAGUUUAUAUACAUCGAAUUAUUUCUUUGGAAAUGAUACCGAAAAUCGUCAACAUCGUGAUUUAUAUUUGAAGAUUCACAAAACUAGACAUUUAAUUGGAAGAAGUUUACAUAUAAUUUAUAAAUUCUUGGUGGAAAACUUUAGAGAUAACACGAAAGCAUUUAAGAACUUUUUAUAUGUGGUCAAUAUGUGGUUUAGUGAUGUUGGUAGAGAAAGAAUUCUUGACUCUAGUCACGCCAGAAUCAGUUAUGGUUACGUCAGCUAUAUUCAAACUAUAAACCGAAUUAGAAAACCAUUUACGAGAAUGGCGAUUGGGGCAAGAUUGGAAGCAUAUCAUCUGUUUAGAGUGGCAUUGCAUGCAACUUCCAGAACGGAAACUAAUUUGGAUAAGAUAUUAUUGGAAGAUGUUGUUAAACUUUCUGUGUCCACCUAUUCAAACAUUGCCAGAAAUGCCCAGGGAAUUUUGAUUGAUGGAAUGAAACGGUUGAAUGGUUCCUAUACUUUGAUUAUUAGAUCUGCAUUCAAAUAUCUUACAAAGGCAUUAGAUGCAAAUGAUCAUAAGAAGAUUGAAAGUGGAUUGAGUAUAUUCGCAAUCAGAAAGAUUAAGUCAAAGUUACAGAGCGAUUUUUUUAAUAUUUACAAGUAUAUUGACUUGCUUCAUCGAUGUUUGCAAAUUGACAAUGCCGAGGUUCAUUCGUUAGCGGAGCAAUUAUUUUCAGGAACAAGUAAAGGAAUCACACCACCGAGUCGUCCAUGUCUUAUUGACCAUGAGGCAAUUGAUACGAUUAGACCACCUGAUCAAUUUAUAGAUUUGGAAAUCAGGGCAGUUAAAUUGGCCAAGGAAAAGAAGAGAAAGGUUUAUUUUGAUAAAUUGUCUAAGCUACAAGAUAAGGUGUUAUCAGAUGAAAGUAACAACAGUCAUUGGAAAACAACUCUAAUGAAUCUUGAGUUGUUGGUUAAUAUCCAAUCGUAUUUAGAAGUUGCUACUAGAUCAGAUGUGCUUCAAUUGCUACAAAAGGAAGCAUCAACCGAACAUCCAACCAUUUCUCGUUUUGCUUUGAAAGGUAUAACUAGAAUUAUCAAUAAGCUUGCUGUCUUGCAUGGAUUUGAGUAUGAUUUUGAAAAGGCAUAUGAUUUGAAUUAUAUUCCCAAGAAUUUAAAGGUUAUUGAUACCAGACCAAAGAAUGAUGUCUCAUACACCAGUGUAUGGAGAGAAGAAAUGAAGAACUCGUCGAAUCCAACUUACUAUGUCGAUUACAAAGCCAGUGUUGGUUGGCUCUUUUGGAAUGAUUCAAUGUUGGCAAUGUCGAAUGAGCCAUUUUUUAAGUUGGAUUUAAAUCCCGAGGAUUUACAAGCCAUGAUGGGAUUUUCGAUAUCGUUGACUAAGAAUUGGUUUUUGAGAAUAGUUAAGUUAUGGGUCACUGAUAAUGAUGCCAAUUCUGCAUUCCAAGGUACUGACGUGUUUAUCACUGCUGCUUUGGUUCUUUUGAUUUCAAACGGAUACACUGAGAAUUUCACAUUUGAUGAGAUGUUGAGUGUUGUUGACGAAGUUUAUGUACCUGAUGAUAAGUCGGCUCAUAUUGUCACUUGUGAAUUAUUGGCUGGAAUUUUAAUUGGAUCUAAGUUUAUGGAUCCCAAGUAUGCUACCAAGAGAGAUGAUUUCAUUUCGAGUUACUUGAAACGAAUUCUUAAUCAUGAUUUGUCACCCGAUACUCUGGGAAUCUGGAAUAUCUUCUCGUGGUGGAUCCCAGCCCAUAUUGAUUGUCGAAGAUUCCCUAAAGUGAUUAACGAGAUCUUUGAGUUUAAACUUGAUCCUAAUAGCGAUUCGGCAUUUAGAGAAGCCACCAGAAUAAGUUAUAUUAGGUCUAUUGCUUCAUCGGUUUCUUGGUGUAUCCCUGACCCCGAUAAGCUUUUGGAAUUGUGUAUUAUGAACAUUAAUCAUAGAUAUGCUGCUGUUAGAUCACAAAUUGGUUCACUUAUGGCAGUUUUGUCGUUCCCUUAUUAUGCCGAAUGUCUCGAAAGCAGUGAUGAUUUCUUGACUAGUGCUAACACUCAAUCGAAGUUGAUGUUGUAUCAAGAUCAAGAUGUUGGUAGCUUGAUGAAUUUGGUUCCUAAUCUAUUUAGACAGAUUGAAUCGUGGAGGUUGGAAGUUCAUCAAUUGACUCCACAAGAGAUCUUGAAGUCAAAUUACAUUUAUACUGCUACUACCGUUUUGACUUGGUUACGACAAGUGUUGAGUACCAGUGCUGCCAUUUUGUUUGAACGCCAUGUUACGACUGAGUUAGUUCCAUUUUUAUUAGAAUUGAUUAAUAUGAGAGAAGUUUGUCAAUUGGGGAACAUUGAUCCUAUUACUGUGUUAAAGAAAGUGUCACAAAUCCCGUAUACAGUAAAGUGCUUGGAUAGUAUUAUUGACAUGUUGGAGAGUUAUUCUGACCGUGAUUUGAAUCUCGUGCAAAAGUUAGUCAUGGGUGAGUUUACUGAAACAGUGUUCUUUAAGAACUUGUUCAAUUUGUCCAAACUACAACGAGAAAGGUUUAUUGUGUUGACUGAUAAGAUGUUGCAUCAUAAACAAGUGGAAAUUCGAGAAGCGGCUGCUAAUACCUUGUCGGGUUUAAUCCACAUUUCACCUCCAGGGGAGGUUGAACAGUUGGUAGUUACCCGAAGCCAAGCCUAUUCUAGUGAAUUAGACAAGAUCAGAAAGAAGUACAGAAAGAGUGGGUAUAAGAAUAUGAACCAGGUAGAUGUUAUUGAUCUUCAUGGAGCUACAUUAGGGUUGGGCGCAUUAGUGCAUGCGUUUGCAUUUUCUUCUCCUCCUCCUAAAUGGGUUCCUGGGAUUUUGACGACCUUGGCGAAUAAGUGUACUGGUAUUCCUGGAUUAGUUGGGAAGACGGCUAAAGAGACGUUGAGUAAGUUUAAAAAGACCAGACAAGAUACUUGGCAUAUCGACAGUAUUGUUUUCAAUGAAGACCAAAUCCAAGAUCUUGAAGGAGUUCUUUGGAAAAGUUAUUUUAUUUAAGAGAGUUACACAUAGACAUUUAUAUUGUUUAAUAUUUUCGUAUAAUUAAUACAGAUUAUGCAUAUUUCUUUGUAACAGGUAACAUAAUAUUAGUUUCUAAUUAUACAAUAAUAAUAUAUAGCACAAGAAAGGAAAUCCACGACAUCACGUUAAGUUGCUAACUUCAAAUAAAAAGUCAGAGAAUCCAAUGGUGGCGGUUCCAGAAAGGUCCUUGUCGUAUUUCUUGAACACAUCGGUUAAUUUUCUCAAAUAAACCAACAAUUCAAUAAACGAAUCAAAUUUUAAUCUUCCUAUACCCCUUCCUUCGCCACUACCACCGCUGGAUCGGCCUGUGUUUGUACAAUAUCUCAGGAAUAAAUGCAACACCAAGUCAAUGUCUAAUUUAUACCCAAUCUGUUCAAGAAUCUUUUGGAAUUCUCCAAACGAUAUAUCGCCCGAUUGAUCGGCAUCAGCUUGUACAAACAACUUUUUAUAGGCCGACAAAUACUUCCACAAUGAUACAAAUUGAUCAAAUGUGAGUGAGGUGUUGGUGUAUUCUCCCUUGACACCUCCAAACAAAUUCAUCAUUAAUCUGAGGGUCGAGUCUUGAAACUUUGUUCUGUCAAAGUUUAACAAAGCAUAGGACAAUUCCGUCUGGGUAAUUCUUCCCGAACGGUUAGUAUCUACUUUUUCAAACACACUUCUUAAUUCCAUUUCCAACUUCUGUUUAGCGGAUAUACUCUUGGUGCUUUCCGGUAAUGAUUCCUUGGACUUGUUGUGUGUUCGCAACGAGGGAGGAGGGGCCUUCUUUUGUACUCUGUUUGAAUAGUCAUUGCCAUCUUGGUACUGUGCUUGCAUGUGUGACUGUUGUGGCGGGGUGCCAUAGGUAUGGGAAGGUGGAGGAGGGCGCAGCAGCAGCAGCAGCAGCAACAGCAGUUGCAUCUGAGAGUGUUGCUGGUGUGGCAGGUGUUGCUGUUGAUACGAGACCUUCUGCGGAGGUUGCUGGUACCCUUGAUUCAGGUACAGUUGUUGUGGCAUUGGUUGAGGUUGUGGGGGCGGUGGCGCCUGUUGAUACACUUGUUGUGGCGGGUACUGCUGUGGUUGCUGUUGUUGUCUGUAGUAAUCAGAAGGGGCAGGGGCACCAUAGCCUUGGCUCUGUUGUGGACGGAACUGAGGGGGUGGGGCCUGUUGAUAGUGUUGCUGUUGCGGGUUGGAUGGCAUUCUGUUUGCGGGUGGUGGUCUAAAGGAGGGUUGGGGUUGAGUCUUUCGGCCUUGAUUCAGAUGAGAAUGUGCAUACGAAGCUUGUCCAGGAGUGGGAAACAGCGGCAAGUCGUUCAUAUUUCUUCUUUGAAUUUAUUGGGGGGGACACAGGGGAAUGUGUGGUCUAAUUAUACUAGGGCUUGUCCAAAAAUAAAUAAUAUGUUAAAAAUCGUGCCCUUUAAACUUUAUUACCAGAUACGGGAACCUAAACUGAAAGUGGGUGAUUUUAGGUAAAUGCAGGGGCAGAAACGAUCUGAUUUUUGUUCUAGUGUGUGAUUCUUAAGUAUGUCGUGGCUGUGAAAAAACUGACUGAUGGUGACAACGGCGAGUAUUAUUUCAAGUUGACUGUGAAACCGGGGCGGUAACUAUAGCCU